Diaporthe citri is the source of this 825-nucleotide messenger RNA. RefSeq lists its product as uncharacterized. Bases 1 to 825 code for a protein of 274 amino acids. The record is from RefSeq and is a predicted model, not a curated record. Lineage: Eukaryota; Fungi; Ascomycota; Sordariomycetes; Diaporthales; Diaporthaceae. The transcript has a single exon.
AUGAAGGGCCACGAGACCAUCGCGGCGAGCACCCUCGAGGCGAUCGGCUGGAUGCUGGCCAAGAUCCUCGGCAAGGAGUCGUGCCCGGUGACGGUGCAGGACGAGUUCAAGUGCUGGUCGUCGGACGGCAUGGACUGGCCCCGGCCGUACGUGGGCUGGGAGCGGCUGGACAAGUCGUACAAGGAGUUCUGCGAGGGCCCACAGCCCCCUGCCGACACGGUCAACUGGCAGAGGGAGGAGAGCUACAACGAGGUCACGAUCGAGGAGCACAAGUACAAGGUCAGCCUGAGCGACGGCGCCUCGCAGUUCGACAAGCACGAGUGCCUCGACUCCUUUAAGAAGCUCAUCUUCAGCUGCGACACGGACACGGGCGGCGGCAGCAAAAACCCGAUGGGCCGGAAGUACGGCGGGCGGUACGUCCGCGGCGACACGACGUGCGAGCUGAACCCCAGGUGGGAGCGGCCCACGCACACGCACACGCGCGCCGACGGCAUGUGCAGCUACAAGAACGGCUGGCUCUACUGCGAGUACCGCAUCAUGGGCAAGGGCUGGGCCGGGUGGGACCACGGCGGGGAGACGCUGCUGCCGGCGCUCAAGGGGUGCAAGCUUCUGACCCCGACGGCGUUCCUGUUUGAGUACUGCGCGCCCCGCGGCGAGAAGUUUUGCGAGGGGCACGACUGGUAUGCCGCGUUCCGCACCACCAUAGGGGUCAACGGCCGCUGCAUGGACAACCAGAACGUAGUCGCCAAGUCGGCCGGCGGGCACUUUCACAAGUACAAGGAGGAUGGAGGCAGUUAUGAUGAUGGUGGAUGCACAGAGAAAUGA